AUGAAUGACCUUAUGAAGCAAUUGGAAUGUCCGGCCUGCAAUAAAUACAUGGUACCACCCAUAUUUCUCUGCGAGAAGGGCCACAACAUAUGUUCCGACUGCAGACCAAGACUUCAGGGAUGUACGAUUUGUCAAUACCAAUUCAUCGACUCCAGGAACGUCGACUUGGAGAACCUCGCUCGCAACAUGCAUUAUCCCUGUGUCUACAAUGACCUUGGCUGCUUUGAAAUGUUGCCCAUUGAACAUAUAUCAAGACAUCAAGUGAUGUGCCCACACCGUCCAUAUAUUUGCCCGCUCGCUCAGAUCCCAAAAGUACAGUGCCCAUGGGAAGGGCCUCGUACUGACGUACAAGGACAUGUGAAGGAGAUUCAUGAUCAAUACAUCGAUAAAACAGUUGUCAAAAAUGUUGGUAAAGUGCAGUUAAGUGAUAUUGAUAAAGACUUCACUUAUUCCAGAGUUGUAAUUAGUAUGGGACAUGUGUUUCUGUAUCAUCUUGAAGUUGAAAAUGGAGAGUUUCACUUUGCGAUGCUGCUAGUGGGGCCAAAGGAACUAGCAUCAGGGUUCCAUUACGAGAUAAAAAUAUGUACGGAAAAUGAGAUGAUCCUUAUGAGGAAUGUGGUGUGUAGUAAUGAAGAAGAGAUCGACGCCAUAUUUAGUUCUGGGAAAUGCCCAAGUCUUCAUCUGAAAGCCAUUAAGAAUUUUGUGACUGAAAAUAAGGAACUCUAUUUUGAAGUAAAGAUUGUCGUAGCAGAUAAAUCAAAGGACAGAAUUUGUUGUUCUGUUAUGUAA
Zootermopsis nevadensis is the source of this 789-nucleotide messenger RNA. The record is from RefSeq and is a predicted model, not a curated record. NCBI's taxonomy places the organism in Eukaryota, Metazoa, Arthropoda, Insecta, Blattodea, Termopsidae.